GGCCCCAGAGGGCGGAGGAGGGUGGCACGGGGCGCCGGAGGCAGAGGGACUGCAGAGACCUCCCGGCUGCUAGUCUGCGUGCCUCCCGGCCCUGCCUUCCGCCCCUCGGGGCAGUUUGGCCCCGCCCCGGGCUCCACCCGGCCGGGGGGACACUGUGGGGUGGGGAGGAGGGGCCGCGGUGAUCGUGAUUAUCUUUCCCCCUCCCCUAGACCCCUCUAGCCCCUUCUCUACAUCCACCGCGAGGCAGUGUCCCCCGACCCCAUCACAACUGCUACAGUUCCUCCGCGGACGAGGGGCCGACCCUGCGCAUUCGCUGGGCGUGGGGAUGGGGAUUUACAGGAUCGGACGCCAGGAUUUGGGAGACUGGCCUGUGGUUUAGACGGGAGUAGGGUAUGGGUGAUGGGGUGUCAGGGGAAAGAAGAGCUGUUAUUUAUAUGGAGGACUCCUGGCCGACGCAGAGUUCAGCGACCUCCCCGAUGACGGGCGCGCGUCCUCAUCCCUGUCUUUUCUGGGUCCCGCCCCUUGCAGCCGCGGUGCGCAGCGGAGCCAUGGCCGUGCCCUUCGUGGAAGACUGGGACUUGGUGCAGACGCUGGGGGAAGGUGCCUACGGAGAGGUUCAGCUUGCUGUGAAUAGAAGAACUGAAGAAGCAGUUGCAGUGAAGAUAGUAGACAUGAAGCGUGCUGUAGACUGUCCAGACAAUAUUAAGAAAGAGAUCUGUAUCAAUAAAAUGUUAAAUCAUGAGAAUGUAGUGAAAUUCUAUGGUCACAGGAGAGAAGGCAAUAUCCAAUAUCUAUUUCUGGAGUAUUGCAGUGGAGGAGAACUUUUUGAUCGAAUCGAGCCAGACAUAGGCAUGCCUGAACAAGAUGCUCAGAGGUUCUUCCAUCAACUCAUGGCAGGGGUGACUUAUCUGCAUGAUAUUGGAAUAACUCACAGGGAUAUUAAGCCAGAAAAUCUCCUAUUGGAUGAAAGGGAUAACCUCAAAAUCUCUGACUUCGGCCUGGCAACAGUGUUUCGGCAUAAUAACCGUGAGCGUUUAUUGAACAAGAUGUGUGGUACUUUACCUUAUGUUGCUCCAGAACUUCUAAAGAGAAAAGAAUUUCAUGCAGAACCAGUUGAUGUUUGGUCCUGUGGAAUAGUACUUACUGCAAUGUUGGCUGGGGAAUUGCCAUGGGACCAGCCCAGUGACAGUUGUCAGGAAUAUGCUGAUUGGAAAGAAAAAAAAACAUACCUCAACCCUUGGAAAAAAAUCGAUUCUGCUCCUCUAGCUCUGCUGCACAAAAUCCUAGUCGAGAAUCCAUCAGUAAGGAUUACCAUCCCAGACAUCAAAAAAGAUAGAUGGUACAACAAACUACUCAAGAAAGGAGCAAAGAGGCCCCGAGUCACUUCGGGUGGUGUAUCAGAGUCUCCUGGUGGAUUCUCUAAACACAUUCAAUCCAAUUUGGAUAUCUCUCUAGUAAACAGUGCUUCCAGUGAAGAAAAUGUGAAGUACUCCAGUUCCCAGCCAGAACCACGGACCGGUCUUUCCUUGUGGGACACCAGCCCGUUAUACAUUGAUAAACUGGUACAAGGGAUCAGUUUCUCCCAGCCCACAUGUCCGGAUCAUAUGCUUCUGAAUAGUCAGUUACUUGGCACCCCGGGAUCCUCACAGAACCCCUGGCAGCGCUUGGUCAAAAGAAUGACACGAUUUUUUACCAAAUUGGAUGCAGACAAAUCUUACCAAUGCCUAAAAGAGACUUGUGAGAAAUUGGGCUAUCAAUGGAAGAAGAGUUGUAUGAAUCAGGUUACUGUAUCAACAACUGAUAGAAGAAACAAUAAGCUGAUUUUCAAAGUGAAUUUGGUAGAAAUGGAUGAGAAGAUCUUGGUUGACUUCCGGCUUUCUAAGGGUGAUGGAUUGGAAUUCAAGAGACACUUCCUGAAGAUUAAAGGCAAGCUGAGUGAUGUUGUGAGCAGCCAGAAGGUUUGGCUUCCUGCCACCUGAUAGAGCCACCGGCUUUGGGAUUCCUGGUGAAUAUAGUGCUGCUAUGUUGACAUUAUUCUUCCUAGAGAAGAUUACCCUAAUCUGCAAACAAUAGUCCCUGAAGAGUUGUCUUCCUCCUAGUCAACCAUUUCCCAAUUAUUUUGUAUUUUCUGCAUAAAAAUGAUACCUAUAUUUUAAUUGUAAAUAAGACUUUGGGGAAGGGAUAGAUAGAAUUCAUUAGAUACUU
Molecule: messenger RNA, 2205 nt
Organism: Myotis brandtii (Brandt's bat)
Lineage: Eukaryota; Metazoa; Chordata; Mammalia; Chiroptera; Vespertilionidae
Gene: CHEK1
Product: checkpoint kinase 1
Exons: 12
Coding region: 393-1979 (528 amino acids)
Biological process (GO): mitotic G2 DNA damage checkpoint signaling; protein phosphorylation
Cellular component (GO): nucleus; cytoplasm; site of double-strand break
Molecular function (GO): protein serine/threonine kinase activity; ATP binding
Source: RefSeq, a predicted model, not a curated record